Molecule: messenger RNA, 4130 nt
Organism: Melanaphis sacchari
Lineage: Eukaryota; Metazoa; Arthropoda; Insecta; Hemiptera; Aphididae
Exons: 27
Coding region: 477-4052 (1191 amino acids)
Biological process (GO): transcription by RNA polymerase III
Cellular component (GO): transcription factor TFIIIC complex
Molecular function (GO): protein binding
Source: RefSeq, a predicted model, not a curated record
UUGAUACUUCGGACUUCGGAGUCAACAUUCGUUAACAUAGUAUAGUUAACAUAAUUCAUAUUCUCGAUUCCAGUACUCAUCCAUUUGCUUUCAUGGCUGUUAUGGUGUUUUGACUGUUUUCUUGUUCAUUAUCUCAAUGAAUUUAAUUGAUAUUGUUAUCAAUGUUAUCACCUACUAUUACUGUUGCGCUUAGACCAUAUUGUAUAUUUGUAUAAUAUGAUCUAAGCUGUUACGGAACUUCGACAAAUACUACUAUAGAAUGAUACUAUUACUGAGUAACUGAGUACUGGAAGUGUUUUGAACGUUAAAUGUUAAAUUAAAUUUCUGUUAAAUCAAAUACUCACAUUGUUUGCGUUAUUAAAUAAUAUCUUAAAUUUUUACUUAGUAUGAGUAGUAUUGUUUUUUGAUCCUUAUAAUUUAUGCCAAAAUAAGAUUAAUGAUGAUUGUUGAUUGAAUGUUUACGUAUUACUCCAGCAAUGGAUAACAAUACUUUUGAUGUCAAUCUUGAAGUCGACUACGACCAAGGAUCGGUUAAAAAUUUCGCGUCAACAAAUAAAAUCAGAGAUGAUUCUGUCGUAACAUGUGGUAAAUGCAAAAAACAAAUGUUAUAUCAGGAGUAUAAUUUUAAACAUCGUCAGAUUCAUUAUGACCUCUGUUGGAUUAUGGGCGUUGAAGAUGAAAUUGAUUUCACAGAUACGUCAAAAGUUCAAGCAAUAUUAAAGAAAUCUAAAAUUAAGUCAAAAUUUAUAUGUGAAUGGUGUGAUGCUGUUAAAAUGACUAUUUCUGGAUUUGCCAACCAUCUAAAUAAAUGUAAACAUAUUACUGUUUUGAAUAAAAAUAAUAAAGUUUUGAACAAGACUAAUGUUGGUCUUAGCACAUCAUCUAUUACUCAUGAUAAUGGCCCUGAGGUAUCAUGUGGUCGUUGCAGAGAUAGUAUGACAUAUGAAGAAUACAAAAAUAAACAUAGACAUACUCACUAUAAUUUAUGUUGGUUAGAAGGAGAAGAAAAAAUAGACUUUUUAAAUGAGAACAAAUUAGUUGAAUUACUCCAUGAAAUUUUUCCAAACUCUACUGCUAAAAAAAAGUUUGUAUGUGAAUGGUGCAAAGAUAUAAGAAGAGGUGUGGUAGACUUUGCUUCUCAUGUAAAAAAAUGUACCAUUGAACAAAUGCUUGUACAUCCCCGGGUUUUAGAUGAAGAAAAAUUAAAAAAUAAAAACAAUUCCACGAUAAUUUGUGGUUGUUGUAAUAAAAGCAUGAAAUUUGAGGAGUAUGAAGACACACAUAGUGCAACUCAUAACAAUCUAUGCUGGAUAAUUGGUGAUGAAAAACCAGAUUUUGAUGAUGAGAAUGUUGUACAACAAUUACUACGAAAAAAAUUACCAAAAAAUGCUGCACGCCAAAAAAAAGUUAAAUUCAUUUGUGAAUGGUGUCAAAUAGAAAAAAAAAGUGUACCUGGUUUUGCUAGUCAUGUUAAAAGAUGUGAAUCUAGACCGGAUAAACUGGAACUUUUAAACGAAACAGAAAAUGAAAAUGAUAUAACUAAAAAAUCUGGUAAAGAAAUUACAAAAGAAAGUGACGAUUCAAUAGUAACUUGUGGCCGCUGUAAAGAAAAAAUGACUCUUUAUGAAUAUCGUACUAAUCACUAUUCUAAACAUUUUAAUUUAUGUUGGAUUGAUGGUGAAGAAAAACUUGAUUUAGAAAACUAUGAUACUGUUUUGAAUAAAUUGAAACAAUUCAUACCUUUUAGUGCUGUUCGUAAACGCUCAGUUAAGUUGUGUUGUGAAGAUUGUAAAACUAUUAAAAAAAGUAUUUCCGGAUUUGCCAGCCAUGUAAUAUUUUGCAAUAAAGCUCCUAGUGACAUAACACAAUUAUUAAUAAGAUGUGAAGACUGUGGAAAUAAAGUUAAACCAUCAUCAUUAAUAACUCACAAACAGAAAAAUUGUAGAGGUGUGAACAACAUAGAAAAUGGUAAUGACUUCAACAUAAAUGAAAAUUCUAAAAGAGAUUACAAAUUGCGGCGUAAAAGAAGACCCCCAAAUGUGUUAAGUUUUCAUCCAGAUACUAAAUAUAUUACUGAAUAUUAUGACUUUAUGUGUCGUUUGUGUGAUUUUAUUACGAUUAGUGUCAAUGAUAUUGUGGAUCAUAUUUUGAAGGUUCAUGAUAUUGUUUUAAAUAAUAAAAAAAAAGAUAAUUUAGACAAUUAUACAAUUAAUAAAUAUCAAGUGCACAGAAAUAUAUACUUAAAGCCUUUAUUAAACUAUUAUAAUUUUUUCACAAAAACAUUUUGGAAAGAUGUUUGUCACAAAGACUUUAAAUCUGAUGCUUUGCUCUUAACAAAUGAUGAAGCAUUGAAGUAUAUACCAUCUAUUCAACAAUCUUGCAAAAUAUUAAAUUCAAAUGAUGAACAUAUAUGUGUUGAUCUUUUCAAGUCUGUUUAUGUUAACGGUAUGCAUUGGCUGUUUACUGGUGGACCUAAUUGGGCUAUGUCAUGGUGUCCUCUUCCAAAGGAAGUACAAACACAGUAUUUGGCAAUAUCAUGUCAUCCUAAACCAGAUCUAGAACAUAAAGAGAUGGAUGUUUACAAAUAUCCAUCUCUUGUGCAGUUAUGGAAAUUUGAUUCAUUGAAUAAUGUUAUUAAUAAAUCCACUUCUUUUACACCACAUAUGUCCUAUGGUAUAGCUCAUGAGUAUGGUGCUGUAUGGGAUAUGGCAUGGUGUCCUUCUGGAGCUUAUGAACCCCCCCAAAAAAUAGGAUUGUUGGCAUUAAGUACAUCUUGUGGAGAUUGUCCUGUAUUUGCUAUGCCUUUUGUUGAUGAAAACUCAGAAAUGUUAUCUAUUUACUUGGCCAAGCAUAUAGUAGCAAGAAAUUUUGAAUGUGAAUGGAUUGAAGGCGGUGUACAAUGCACAAAAGUUUGUUGGCAAGCAGUUUCACCAUUCAAAACUCUUAUUUGUGGAUAUUCAAAUGGUGUUGUGAGUGUGUUCCAUAUAAAUUUUAAAUCAAUAUUUUUAAAUAAUGAUAUACUUUAUCCAAGUCAUACUUUUAUAGCAAGUAAAAGUAGUAUAACAGGUCUAUCCAUGAAUUAUUUUAAUACUUCAAUUUUGGCUACUUCAGCAACUGAUGGAAAUGUUACUUUAUGGGAUUUAAAGUCUACUGAAAACUCAAUAUUUCAAAAGAAAUCUUAUUGUCCAUCUGACUGUACUUGGCUUCAACAGUGUUACACAUUGGUAUAUUGUAGUAAAGUUGUAAACCCUGUAUUCUCAAAAGUGCGGACUAUUAAUUUUUCAAACUGUGAUGAUGAUGUUGAAGGUUAUAAUCCCGAGUUAUAUGUUUUAAAAAGUGUAAUUAAUAGAAAUCAAAUACUCGAUAACUGUGAUCUUGUAAAGAAUGACGAAAAAAUAAAUUCUAAUGAUACUAAUGAAAAAAAAGCUCUUAAUGAAUCCAAUUUAAGUAGUGAUGAUGAAUCAUAUAAAUCUGUUGAUUCAAGUACAUACAGUGAUCAAGAUAAAUCAAAUAAUGCAGGAAAAUCUGGAGAUAUACCAAAAAAUACAGACGAAGAAGAUUUUUACGGUCCUGGUUUUUAUCAAAAGAGUACUCAUUGGUCUGUUUCUACUUCAGAUUGGAUGAAUGUUAUAGCAACUGGAAAUGAAAAUGGAGUUAUUUAUGAAAAAUUGUUUCUUUCAGAAACUAAUAGUAUAAAAAAGGGAAACUCUACAAUACUUCAAUUAAUGGUAAGACAAUUAUCUAAUGAUAAUACUCAAUCAGAGUAUUCUAAUGGUUAUCGUUUUAAAGAAACAAUUGAAAAAUUUGGACUUGAAUCUAAACUUUUUCUUUCUGAUGAAAAUGUACCGAACAAUCAAGAUGAUAGCAAACCUUUGUUAAGAUACCCUCUUGACAAUAUAACCAAGGUAUCUUGGAACCAAAAUUUUAAUUCUUUUCGUUGGUUGGCGAUUGGAACUCAAAGUGGUUUUACUCUUGUAUCACCAUCUCAAGCAAUACCCAAUAGUUGUAUUGAUUCAUUUUAUAAAAUAGUUUUAACUCCUGUUAACGACUGAUGAUAUGACUGAUAUUUCUAUGUAACUUUUUUAGCUAAAUUUUAAUUUUUAUGAUUUAUUAUUAAAAAGAAAUACCAU